AUGGACAUAAUUGCAGGAAUCCUUCUUAUACAGAUCGCGGCCUCUAUAAAUCAGUGUUUAUCAUUUGCUCAACUUCGGUAUGAUGAUUCGAGUGAGAUCUUCAAAGAUGGAUCUAAUAGGGAUGAUAGUAUUGAAAACAAACUUGAGGAUACUAAGAAGGCUCUUUCGGAGGCUCGCAAAAGGCAAGAAGAAAUUGAAGAAAAGAGAAAUUUGCUACUUCAAGAGUUGGAGGAAUCAGAAGCUAUAUUGCAGAAACAUGCUGAGGCUUUCAGGCAAGACAAAGAACAUGCUGUAUCAAAACAGGAAGCAGUAACAUCGCAGUUAGGUCAGAAUCUCCAAGAAUCAAUAGAAGAGAAGGUUAAGUUGGAAUCCAAAUUUGUUCUUGCAAAGAAAGAUGCUUUUGAACUUGCAUUGCAGGUUGAAAAGCUAUCAGAGAUUGCAUUCCAGCAGGCCACUUCUUACGUACUAGAAGAUGCAAAACUGAGGCUUUCUGCUGCCGAAGCUCGUGCUGCUGAAGCAGCCUACAAUGCUGAAAAACAUAUCAGAAACGCUGCUGAAGGUGCCAUAGGGUCUAUUUUAGAAAGGUCAAAAGAAGCUAUAGAGAAGGCAUUGACUAUUGCGGGAAAGGACAGUGAUCAUGCUACAACAAAUGUGGAUGUAUUUGCUGAUGGUAUAAAUACAGAUGAUGAGAUUGAUUCUACCAAGAAUAUUGAGUUGCAAAAUUCUGUGAAUAAGUUGAGAUCUCAGUUACUUCUCUCAGAAAAUGAUAUCAGUAAGUUAAAGAUGCAAAUAGAGAAAUCCCAUGCACAAGCCAGUGCACAUCAACUCCGAUCAAAUGAAGCGAAGAAAUCAUUUCUUGAACUCCAGGAGUCUAGUAUGAAUAGGGUUCAUCAGAACGAGGAAGAAAUUAAGCUAUUGAUGGAUAAAUUGGAGAAGGAAGCAGCAGAUAGAAAACAAUCUGCUUAUGAGGCCUUUAAGGUAGAAUUAGAAUCUGUCAGGGCUGCUGUCUUAGUUGCUAAAAAAACUGUCCACUCCAAAGAUGAUAUCUAUGUGAGAAGAUGUGAAACUCUCCAGAGAUCAUUGAAAGCAUCUGAAACCACUUCUAAGAAGUGGAAAGAGAGAGCAGAAACCGCAGAAUCAUUCUUGUUGACGACAAGCCCUCCUACUAAAGAGGAUCAAGAUACAUUUUUUAUUGCGAAUGGUGGACGACUUGAGCUCCUAAUGAAUGAUGAUUCCCUGCAAUGGAAAUUGCUGAGUGAUGGUCCUCGAAGAAAAAUACCCGUUUGGAUUUCGCAAAGAAUUGAUUCAUUUUGUCCUAAAUUUCCACCGCGUAAGCUUGUCUUGUCUGAAUCCCUGUCAUUUUCAAAAUACAAGACCUUGGAACUGCCCAAGCCUGAUGAAAUAUGGUCAAUUUCUCAUGAAAAGCCAAAGGAAGGUGAUGUACUUGUUGAGCAUGUAAUUGAAAAGGAUAUUAUAGAUGAUAAGAGAAGUCUAUUAGACCGAAUUCUUCAGAGAAAAACUACUCAAUGGCAGAAAACACCAGAACUAAAAAAAUUAGAACCUGGAACUGGUACAGGACACGAGAUUGUGUUUCAAGCCUUCAAUUGGGAAAGCUGGAGAAGACAGUGGUAUGUGGAUCUGGCACCUAAAGCAGCAGAUUUGUCUCAAUGUGGUGUCACAUCUGUGUGGUUUCCACCACCAACAGAAUCAGUUGCUCCACAAGGUUAUAUGCCUUCAGAUCUCUACAACUUGAAUUCCGCCUACGGCACCGAGGAAGAACUCAAGCAUUGUAUAGAGGAGAUGCAUAAUCACGGCUUGGUGGCCUUGGGAGAUGUCGUUUUGAAUCAUAGAUGUGCGCAUAAGCAGAGUCCAAAUGGUGUUUGGAAUAUCUUCGGUGGCAAACUUGCAUGGGGUCCUGAAGCAAUUGUUUGUGAUGAUCCAAACUUUCAGGGUCGUGGAAAUCCUUCAAGUGGUGACAUAUUCCAUGCAGCACCAAAUGUUGAUCACUCCCAAGGUUUUGUAAGAAAUGAUAUCAAAGAGUGGCUACAAUGGUUACGGGAUGAGAUUGGUUUUGACGGGUGGCGCCUAGAUUUUGCAAGGGGUUUCUCUGGUGGAUAUGUGAAAGAAUAUAUAGAAUCUUCAAAUCCUGCAUUUUCAAUUGGAGAAUACUGGGAUAGUUUGGCUUAUGAGGGUGGAAAUUUAUGCUACAAUCAAGAUGCUCAUAGGCAACGGAUAAUCAAUUGGAUAAAUGCUACAGGGGGUACAUCAUCAGCAUUUGAUGUUACAACAAAGGGAAUACUACAUCAUGCCCUUCACAAUGAGUUUUGGAGAUUAAUUGAUCCUCAGGGAAAGCCAACUGGAGUAAUGGGAUGGUGGCCCUCACGUGCUGUCACAUUCUUGGAAAACCAUGAUACUGGUUCUACACAGGGUCACUGGCCAUUUCCAAGAGAAAAGCUUCCUCAGGGAUAUGCAUACAUUCUAACCCACCCUGGAACGCCAACACUAUUUUAUGACCACUAUUAUGAUUUUGGGCUGCGUGAAGUGAUUAAUGAACUAGUAGAUGUUCGUCGGCGGGCGGGAGUGAGCUGCAGAAGCUCGGUGAAGAUAUUUCAUGCGAACAAUGAGGGGUAUGUGGCGCAGGUUGGUGAUACUCUGGUGGUGAAGCUUGGAUAUAUUGAUUGGAACCCAUCCAAGGAAAUUCACCUUGAGGGAACCUGGAACAAGUUUCUUGACAAAGCUCAAGAUUACCAAAUUUGGUUUAGAGAGGACGUUCUACUCAAUUGAAUCCAUUCAUCCAUCCACUCCCCCCACAACCACUAAUCAACCAUCCAUC
Molecule: messenger RNA, 2833 nt
Organism: Impatiens glandulifera
Lineage: Eukaryota; Viridiplantae; Streptophyta; Magnoliopsida; Ericales; Balsaminaceae
Exons: 13
Coding region: 1-2784 (927 amino acids)
Biological process (GO): carbohydrate metabolic process
Molecular function (GO): calcium ion binding; alpha-amylase activity
Source: RefSeq, a predicted model, not a curated record